AUGCAAUUCAAAAAUACUAUCAUUCCAUUAGCUUUAGCUUCUGUUGCUUUAGCUCAAUCACCAGAACCAACCACCACUUAUACCUCAACAAUCUGGACCACCCAAACUACUGAUGUCAGCAGUUCUUCAGACUCUCUUUCUCCAGUUAACAGAGAAGUCUCAUCAUCAUCAUCAUCAUCAUCAUCUUCAUCAUCAGAUGACUCAAACGCUUCAGCUUCAUCUGCAUCUGUUCAAUCAGCAUCAGAAGCUUCAGCAUCAGCAGCUUCAGAGUACUCUGCUUCAUUAUCAAGUGUUUCAGCAGCUUCAGCUUCAGGUUUAGCAGCUUCCCAAGCUUCAGAAGCAUCAGCAGAAUCUCAAGCUUCAUUCUACUCAGCUCAAUCCGCUGCCUCAGCAUCAUCAGAAGCUGCUUAUGAAGCUUCUUCAGUUUCAGCCCAAGCAGCUUAUCAAUCUUCUCAAUCAGCUGUUUCAAGUGCUUCAGAAGCUUCAGCAGAUGCAGCCGAAGCCUCAGCUUCCUCAGCUUCAUCCGUCUCAGCUGCUUCAGCUGCUUCAGUCUCUUCAGCUUCAGCUGCUAACGUUUCAAUUGCUUCAGUUUCAUCAGCUUCAGUUGCUAACGUUUCAAUUGCUUCAGUUUCAUCAGCUUCUGUUGCAAAUGUUUCAAUCGCUUCAGUUUCAGCAGCUUCAGCUUCAGCUGCAUCAGCUGCUAUUGAUAGAGCUAUUGCAUCUUCAUCAGCAGAAGCUGCUGCCUCAAUCUCUAUUGCAUCAGAAUCAUCAGCAGAAGUUGCUGCCUCAAUCGCUGCUGCUGCCUCAGAAUCAUCAGUUUUAGCUGCUCAAACAUCAGAAUCCUCAUCAGAAUCCUCAUCAGCUCCAUUAUCAUCUUCAUCAUCAUCUAAACCAUCAUUAUCAGCUGCUAAUGGUUUAAUUGCCGUUGCUUCAGAUUCAUCAAAUUCAUCAACUUCAGCUGUUUCUGCUAGCUCAACUGCUUUGAACGGUACAUCUUCAUCUUCUAAAGCUUUAGGUGCUCAACAAGCUGUUCCAGCUGCUUUCACUGUCGGUAUGAUGGGUUUGAUCUUAGGUUCAUUAAUCUAA
Hansenula ciferrii is the source of this 1086-nucleotide messenger RNA. RefSeq lists its product as uncharacterized. The record is from RefSeq and is a predicted model, not a curated record. The transcript has a single exon. Bases 1 to 1086 code for a protein of 361 amino acids. NCBI's taxonomy places the organism in Eukaryota, Fungi, Ascomycota, Saccharomycetes, Phaffomycetales, Wickerhamomycetaceae.